AACGCGGCGCAUAGUGACCGCCAAUGUCUACGGGGACGGAUUGACAGCGGUCUUGCCCGCCUUCCACGCCAGGGAGGGAGAGAAAGUGCAACCUCCUCCGCGGCCGUAUCGCAGAGUGGCAGCUUUGCUACGCACGGUGGACAUGGAGCGUUGGACGGGCAGGGUGGCGCUGGUGACCGGAGCCUCUGUGGGCAUCGGAGCGGCGGUGGCCCGGGCGCUGGUCCAGCAGGGUAUGAGAGUGGUCGGCUGUGCCAGGAACGUGGACAAAAUAGAGAAGCUAGCAGCAGAGUGUCAGAGUGCUGGCUAUGCUGGAACCCUGAUCCCCUACAAAUGUGACCUGUCUAACGAGGAGGAGAUUCUCUCCAUGUUCUCUGCCAUCAAGACUCUGCACCAGGGCGUGGAUGUGUGCAUCAACAACGCCGGCCUGGCCCGAGCAGAGCCCCUGCUGAGUGGGAGGACCAGCGGCUGGAGAAACAUGAUUGAUGUGAAUGUGCUCGCCCUCGCCAUAUGCACGCGUCAGGCCUACCAGUCGAUGAAAGAAAGACACGUGGAUGAUGGCCACAUCAUCAACAUAAACAGCAUGGGGGGCCACAGGAUGGUGCCCAGCGCUGACGAGCACUUUUACUGUGCCACCAAGUACGCAGUGACUGCGCUGACCGAGGGACUCCGGCAGGAGUUGCGGGAUGCCAACACACACAUCCGGGCCACGUGCAUUUCCCCAGGAAUAGUGGAAACGGAGUUCGCCUUCCGGCACCAUAACAGUGACCCUGAGAAGGCCGCAGCCACCUAUGAGAGCAUCAAGUGCCUGAAAGCAGAGGACAUAGCGAAUGCGGUCACGUAUGUGCUGAGCGCACCCUCCCAUGUGCAGAUUGGAGAUCUGCAGAUGAGACCAGUGGAGCAGGUGUCAUAGCAACGAGGAAGAAGCUGGGGAGGCAGGCCGAGCCCCACAGCCGUGCAGACCACACAGCGCCACCUGCUAGGGGGUGGGGGGGGAAUACUGGUUUAACAUCGACUGGGAGGAUCAGCUUUUUAGAUUGGAGGAAAAAAAUAUUCUCUGAUGAUGUGUGUUCAGUUCCUGGUGUGGUUAUUCGGCAUUUUUAUUGACUGAGAAAUCUACAGGAUAAUCGCAAGUGCUACAUAUUAUAAAAUGUUCAUAUUUGGUGUUAGCUUCAGUCUUUCCCAAACUGAAAAUGGAGACUGUAUUGCUGCUGAAUUAUAUGGUUUAAUACACUCAUUGUUGGGGAAAGCAGUGGGAAAGUUGCACGUGUUUUUUUAGGUCAUAUUACCCAUCUGUAUAAAAAUUAAAACUACAACUUUGAUUUUAUACACAGGCAUUAAUAUGAUUCAUGCCAUGAAUACAGGAUACUGGUCCAUUGAAAUACAUGUUCUUUAAUAGCGUCCCUGUCCACUCCCUGAAAUAUAACGUGACAUGCUCUUGACUUCCCCCUGCUGGUUACACACGAAUUGGUGACCAACAUGUCAGCAGAAGUGAGGGAAGAUGAGUAAAAUGCUUAAUUUUAGUAUAUAGCAUUUCCUUCACUCCAUAAAAUUAUCCAUGUAGCGAAAGCUUUGAUUUUGGAUUUUUUUUAGGAAAAAAACCCUGUUUAAUUUAGGUGCUGUCUUUAAAGCAGAAGUGAGCAUGAGUGUGGUAGUAUUUGCAGUAACUUUAUUCUCAAUAAAACUUUUAUUGCUAUGCUGUU
Messenger RNA from Brienomyrus brachyistius, 1700 nucleotides. It is a transcript of the gene dhrs11a, whose product is annotated as dehydrogenase/reductase 11a. The record is from RefSeq and is a predicted model, not a curated record. NCBI's taxonomy places the organism in Eukaryota, Metazoa, Chordata, Actinopteri, Osteoglossiformes, Mormyridae. The transcript is spliced from 7 exons. The coding region runs from base 143 to 910 and encodes 255 amino acids.